GAGAAGUAAAAAAAAUUGGUAUAGUCUCUGAAAUAUGUUUUAAAUUUUUAUCUUUACAAUAUCAUUUAUGAUUUCAAUCCUUAUCACUAGAAUGAACAUUCGGACUAAUACAUCGUAGUUCGUUUGUAAAAGAAAUUAAAAUGAAAACGUCGGAAACAAUAUCACUCGAUAAAAACAAGCAACGAAGCGUAGCGGCCAAAACCAAGAAACUGAAAAAGGCAAUUAAAUCUGGUAAAAUAUCAAUAAGAGAAGACCGUAAAGAAAGAAGACUCAAUGCAGAAAAGGCACGAGGUUUAAUCUAUAUCGCACAUUUACCGCAUGGUUUUUAUGAAGAGGAAAUCAAAAAAUAUUUCAAACAAUUUGGAAGAGUGACGAACAUCAAAGUAUGCCGUUCCAGGAGUAACGGGAAUAGCAAAGGGUUUGGAUAUGUGGAAUUUGCACACCCUGAUGUUGCCAAAAUAGCGGCGGAAACGAUGAAUAAUUAUAUAAUGUUCAAGAAACGAAUUGUUGCUGAAUACGUUCCAUAUGAAAAAAGACCCAAAUCAUUGUUUCACGGUAAACAAAGCAUGCCUCAGAAAUUCUCCAAACAGCGGCAACGUCUUAAAAACGAAAAAACUAAGAAUAAAGAAAUUGAUGAUGAAACACAUUUAAAUCAGUGUAGAUCCAGAUUAACUAGACUACAAAAAAGGUUACAAAAAAUCAAUAAGUUCGGAAUAAAUUAUGACUUAAAGCCAGUUGAUGUACCCAAGGGUGUAAAUAAAAAAGUUUCACAUUAAAAA
Molecule: messenger RNA, 779 nt
Organism: Tribolium madens (black flour beetle)
Lineage: Eukaryota; Metazoa; Arthropoda; Insecta; Coleoptera; Tenebrionidae
Product: MKI67 FHA domain-interacting nucleolar phosphoprotein-like
Exons: 4
Coding region: 141-776 (211 amino acids)
Biological process (GO): maturation of LSU-rRNA from tricistronic rRNA transcript (SSU-rRNA, 5.8S rRNA, LSU-rRNA)
Cellular component (GO): nucleolus
Molecular function (GO): RNA binding
Source: RefSeq, a predicted model, not a curated record